This is a messenger RNA of Ooceraea biroi (clonal raider ant), 6837 nucleotides long. RefSeq names its product ubiquitin thioesterase trabid (gene trbd). The record is from RefSeq and is a predicted model, not a curated record. Lineage: Eukaryota; Metazoa; Arthropoda; Insecta; Hymenoptera; Formicidae. Gene Ontology annotation, molecular function: K63-linked polyubiquitin modification-dependent protein binding; cysteine-type deubiquitinase activity. Gene Ontology annotation, cellular component: cytoplasm; nucleus. Gene Ontology annotation, biological process: positive regulation of Wnt signaling pathway; cell migration; protein K29-linked deubiquitination.
CGAGCGAGAUCGUUGUCGUACUUGUGAGGCAGUUUACAGCAGCUCGAGAGACGAGGGGAAGCAGCAUGCCGUGAGUGCGCGUGAAACCUCGUGGAUGAUGUGGUGAUACAGUCACGAUUACAACGAUUUGCUCCUCUUGUGUCUUCAUUUACGAGAGUGACAUCAUUGUAUCGCAUCCUCGUCUCUUCGUGUUUUUCACAUUCGAGUCAUUCUUGUCGCUUCUGGAUAAUCGUCCGAGGGAAGAGCCACGCGAUUUCGAAUGUUCCGAAAUUAACGAGCCUGUGCACAUACGAGCACGUAUGUAUAUGUGCACGGACCAUAACCUAUGUCCCUGGCGCGAAUGGUGUGACUGCAGAUUGUGCUCGCUGGUGCAUGCAUAGUAUAUGAAUCGCCUAGGUAAUCUCAAUUUGAAGGAUCUUUCAUGGAAGAUAGUUGUGCGUGUUCCCGAGGACAGUGCUCGAUUUAGGCAGGACAAUUCAGGAUAACGUCAAGGCAUUUCGCGUUUUGGAAGGUUAAGUUUUCCGACGAGACGUUUCGACGAGAAGACGCCAGGUCAGUGAGUCACGUGGUGUCGCCUAUUUCUCAACUCGUGGAGUGUGGCUUUCAUCAAAGUUCUUCCAUCAAUGUCCAGAUUGACAUCUACCUCCAGCGACUUCGUCUCUUAUAAUUGAACAUGAUGCUAAUUACCUAACAAAUUGGGCUAUACAAACCAAUUGAAUAUAAAUCCUUCCAGUACCAUGUGUAACAAACUAUAGAAAACUCAUCGAGAAUAUUUAGGCUAUUUAAUGAUUAGUAUAUACCUUAGCGUCAUCUCUCAACUUAAUAGUUAUUUCUGCAUCGAGAAAUACUAUUUUCUGCAACAAACCAACCAGAAACUUGAUAUAUAUCGAUUAACAUUAUCCAGUGAAGAUGACCAGCAAACUGGAGGAUGCAGAACAAAAAUGGACCUGUGAAUAUUGCACUUACGAGAAUUGGCCUUCCUCCUUAAAGUGUACUAUGUGCAGAGGCGCCAAGCCUCUUCUAGGUGAAGACAUUUACCGUCUUCGGGAUCCCAGCCCCCAAAGAGGCUUCUCCAAUGCUGUUGCUUCCGGUCCCGUGCCCCAAAUGAGCCCUACAGACAACUUUGCCUCUCAGAAUUAUAGCCAGAACUUGCCUUCCGCCGGAAAGUGGACCUGCAGCAUGUGUACUUACUUGAAUUAUCAGAAUGCUACGCGCUGCGUUCAGUGCGGCAGUCAGAAGGCAGGCGUCAAUCAAUCCAUCAAUUCGUUAGCAUCAAAUUUGCACGAGCAUUUGGCGCCGUUGAGAUUGGCUGAAGGAUCGCCAAAUUCAGAAACUAAUUCUCAACUGAAUUCUUCGCUGAUUAAUCUGCAUCCGGAAAGAUUGUACAAUAUACAUCCAGAAAAAUGGUCCUGUCACGCGUGUACUUACGAGAAUUGGCCGAAAGCAACGAAAUGCGUGAUGUGCGGUUAUCCGAAAGAGAAGGAUAAGCGAGACAAGAGUAUCCAUGGAAACGUAGGAGUAAUUUUGCCAAGUCCUGAGAGAGACCAUAGUCAAAGGGGUUUGCCGUCGCCUCCACACGCGCCCUAUAUUCACCAAACACAGAGAGAAGAUAAUCUAGCGAUAGGAAGGAGAGGUCCACAUAGGUAUACGGAUAGCCGAAAUGACAGUCUAUCUACUCCUCAAUCUCCAAAUAACUGUGAUUACGAACGUCGAUUGAAGCAGCUAAGACGUCAUACCGAUUGGUGUUGGUUGAAUGCUUGUCUCGGCAUCGUCGAGGGUGAUAAUACACCCGUGGAGGCUUAUUUAGCAAGCGGUGGUAAUCCUGCCCGUCAAUUGACACAUUCUGAGGUUUUACUCCUCAACAGAAGCAGCGCGUUUGACGUCGGGCAUACCUUGGUGCACUUGGCUAUUAGGUUUCAAAGGGAAGACAUCCUGGCAACGUUGUUAUCGCAAAUAGAGGGCUCUGGUUCAGGAGUGAAAAGGGUACCGAGCUAUGUCGCACCAGAUCUUGCGGGACAAAUACGUCGGCAUGUCACGAACAGUAUACGUUUACGCAAGGGCUCGUUUUCAUGUUAUUUUGUCACUGAUAUGGCUACCUUUGCGUUACCAGCCGAGGUUGAGGAUUUACCGAGCAUUGUACAAGAACAAAUGUUAGAAGAAUUGUUAGAUAAAGAAGCUCAGCAGCAACUGGAAGGUGGUGGCGACGAACCGCCAGCUUUAAACUGGUCCUUGGAAAUUACGGAACGAUUAGGCAGCCGCUUACACGCCCUUUGGAACCGAUCAGCCGGAGAUUGCCUUUUAGAUUCAGCUAUGCAGGCGACCUGGGGUGUUUUUGAUAGGGACAACGCUCUAAGAAGGGCGCUGGCCGACACUCUGCAACAAGCCGGGCAAUUCUUUUACCCUCGUUGGAGAGAAUACGAAGCCUCGCAGGCAGCUAGAAUGUUGGAUUUUACUUUAGAAGAAACACAAUGGCAAGAAGACUGGGAGAGUUUGUUGGCAACGGCUGCUCAACCUGGAAGCGCGUUAGAACAAUUGCAUGUAUUUGCCCUCGCGCAUAUUUUAAGACGACCUAUUAUUGUGUAUGGAGUCAAGUAUGUCAAGAGUUUUCGCGGUGAAGAUAUAGGCUAUGCGAGAUUUGAGGGUGUGUAUCUCCCUCUCUUGUGGGAACCUUCAUUCUGUAUCCGUUCGCCGAUUGCUCUGGGUUACACUCGUGGCCACUUUACGGCGCUCGUCCCAAUUGAGCCAUAUGCCUCAUCCAGAAUACCACCCCUUGCAGCUCAUGGUGUAGUGAGCGGCAACAACAGUCCUCUUGAGCAACUGCAAAUUCAGAUGCAGACUACUUUUAUGCCUUUGAUGGACCGUGAGCACAAGCUUCUGCCAAUACAUUUUCUUACAGCGGAUGAGAUCGGUCAUGAGGAAUCUAUUUAUAAAGAAUGGUUAGAUGUAUGUAGAACUGAGGGUGGAAUUCUCGUUGCACAGCAGAAACUUCAUAAGAGACCGUUACUCGUGGCGCAGAUGCUGGAAGAAUGGCUGAAUCACUAUCGUAGAUUAGCUCAAACCAACGAAGCACCCUUCUCGAGACCACCAACAUUACAAGAUUAUAGCAGCGAUGGUGAUACCGAGGACGAGUAACUAAUAAGUAGUAAUAGUAAUUAUUCACGCAUUGACACGAGAAGCAUUAUGUUCUCACAAGUCUAUCUUUGAUGGGAUUAGCAAAUUAUAAAAAAGAAAAAGUGAAGGUUGUAUGUAUUUUAUUUUGUGAACUUGAUAAAUGAAACAAACACACACACGCACACACACACACAACACAACACAACACAACACAACACACAACACAUAACAACAACGAUAACACACAUACACAGAAGGUGUGCGUGCGGUAUGUGCUAUGCGCACAUGUGUAUGCGUGUGCAUUCAGUGGCAAUGUACUUUUAAAAUCGAAUUAUUAUGUAUCAGGUAUCCUGUAUAAAAAUUGCAAAGUUUGUUCAGACGUUUACGAGUAAACAUUUACGUGAAUUGGAUACUUCCGUAAUUAAUUUCUUCAUCAUUGAUCAAAAUUUUCCGGUUUAAAAAAGUCAUGUAUUUAUUUCAAAUUGUUAGUAAAAUAAUCGUUCUAGACACUUUCUUAAUUGGUGAAUGCGAUUACGAUUUAGCAAUCUUCUUCAUCAGAAGAAGUAUUUUUCAACAUAUUUUCUUUCUUUCUGUACACGUGUGCGUGCGUGCGUGUGUAUGUAUGUGUCUGUGUGUGCGCGCGUGCGCGUGUUGUAUGAAAGUAUAUGGAAAUAUUAGAUUACAUAUAAAUAAGCGUUGUACAAUUCAUUGUCUGAAACGGAAGUGGAGAGGAGAUUGCGUUUGUUAUACAUUGUCGUUCGCAUAACAGAAAUUUAAAUAUUAGGCUAUUAAAGAACAUUUUUUUAACAAAUACUCUGUACAAAUAUAAAUGUGUGCGAGAGAAUUUAGAGUAAUUUUUUUCUUGCGAAAAUGCGGAAUCUUGUAAAAGCAGAAGAAGUUUUCGAAUAUUCUAUUUGCAUUCUAGUAUUGCAAUGAACAAAAUGAUGCAGGAUGUUACUUAAUAUGAUUAUUUUCAUGCCAAUUUUCCCUAAAUAAAAUAAUGGAGAAUGUUGAUGCACCGAUGCUAUUUAAAAUUAUUGUACAAUAUGAUACUUAUUUAAAGAUGUAUUAUUUAUAAAAAGACUUUAAUCUAUAAAUUAUCUUUAAAAAUUUUCUUGAAGAUUAAGUUAGAAGGUUAGUUAAAAAUUAAUAUAUAUUUAAUUUUUAAUUGUUAACUAGAGAAGAUAAAUUAUAUUCUGUCGCGAAAAUUUAUUAAAUUGUUUUAUAUUAUUUAUAUUAGAGAUUCCUAAGUAUCAUUCGUAUUUGCUAAUUUUACAUUUAAGUGGCAAAACAUUACAUUAUGGCAAUUAGUAAUUUAAUAAUAUAACUCUUCUGUAUUUGAAAACUCUGUUAUUGAGAUUUAAUAUAAGGCACUCUGUAUGAUCACGCAAAUAAAAUGUGAUCCUCGAUGAUGAUAAUCUAGAAAGGUUAACAAAUUUAAUGUAUAAUUGUUUCCAACUUUUUUCAUUUGUUACAAUAGUUAUAAUAGUUGCAUUAAAAAAUUCAAACAGCUCAAAUGUAUGUAGAACGUUCUGCCCUCUAUCAACAGAGAUUGUGUGGCUUUGUGUUUAUCUUCUUGAUAUAGUGUGUUGAUACAAAAAAUAAUUAAUACACUUUAAAAGUUACAAAAGCUUUUUGUCCUCUAUGCGAAAAUAGAUUCUUCUUUAUGCGAGAAAAUGUAACAUAUAAUACAUUUUUGUUACACGUUGAAUUCUUUGCACUGUGUUAAAUAUUAUAUUAGCUAAUACUUUACGAACUUUUAUAAAAAAGCGAUGAGGAAGAAAUUAAAAAGGAAUCCAUAGCAUACAUAAUUUUAAGUACUAGAAUUACUUUAUUGACAUGUAAUAGCAAGUAUAGAUAUCUAUAUAUAUAUAUACGCGCACACACACGCGCGUGCACGCACGCACGUACGCAUGCACGUACGCACGCAUGCACGCACGCACGCACUCACGCACGCACGCACGCACGCACUCACGCACGCACAUGACACAUAUAAUAAUGCAUUAUAGUGAACUAAUGAGUGAUUGUAAGAAAUCCUUAAUCAAAAAAGUACAAAAGAUUACUAGAAUGUUUCUUCGGAAACGGAACUUCCUUAUCUUCGUUUUUCGACGUAAUAAUAAUCUUUGUUUCUACUAACUUUCGUAACAAGUAAUAUCUAGUCCUUUUUGCAUAUUUGCUUUAUAUCGCGAUUAAUUUCUUGCGCAUUAUUGCGUGAUCGAAAAUCCAUGUAGCAAAAUUAACAAGAAAGACUCGAAAGAGGUGGGAACCGGCAUUUUGAGAAACUGGUAUCAUUUGGUCGAAAUCAGAUUUAAAGUUAUCUAUUAGAUUUUAAUCUUUUAAUUUCUAAAAUGCCAUCUUUCAUUGAAAUUGAAACUUAAAAGUAUAUUUGCAGAGAUAUAAAAUGUAAAUUUUUAAAUAUAAAAUAUAUAAGUGUGUAAAAAUAUUUUAUCUCUGUUGUUUUCUUAUAUUUAUACACGAGGAAUUACUCUCUUUUUCACAAUCUGUAUCGGGAUUGAUUUUUGCUAUGCUUUAUAUGCUAUGAAGUAGAAAAUAAAAGAAAAUAAUUUCUUCAAUUAAUUUGUAUUGCCGCAAGAAAAAGAAAAAAUUUUUCGAUUCUAUAUUUACAUAAAUCACAGAGUUAUUUCAAUAAAUUAAAAUUGUCUUUUUUUGUCUUUUAUUUUUUCAUUAUCCUCCCGAACAAUUAGAUUCUCUUCCCUCUUCCCCCUUCCUUCUUUCCUUCUUUUCUUCGUCUUUCUCUCUAUCUCUCCCUCUCUAUUUCUUAUGAUGAUAAUUAUGUAUGACAAACUUUUCAAGUGAGUCGUCAAAAUUACAUUGGUUUCCGAUUUAAAAGACAUAACAAAUAUAAAUUAAUUUGCAGCGUCAUAUUUGUGAAAAAGAUGAAGUUUAUUAUUACCAUUGUUAUUAUUAAUAAUAUAUAGUACAUCGACGAUCAUUUCCAUUAUUAUUAUCAUCAUUAAGACACUAACUGUAUAAUAAAUCCGUUAUUUAUAAGGUCCAUAUUACAUACCAACUUGUAUCUAGAACAAACUUCAUAAAACAAUUAUAGAUAUAGACCAUUCUUGUUUUAAACUUUUUCGUUACAAAAGGAUGGUAAUAUUGGAUUUUACAUAAAAAAACAAUAAGGCUCUUCUUCGAUUAUUUGACAUUAAGUAUUUAACAAAUAUUAGAUGCAAAGUAGUUGGUUGUUCUUUUUUGAAGAAAUUGAACAUUUAUUCAUGUUUUUUUUUGAGAGAGGAUUCGUUAACUGCUCGAUGGAUGGAGGAAAGUAUUAGAAAAUAAUGACAAAUAUUCAAAGAGUUGACAUGUGUUUUUAUUGUUUUGUAAUAAAGGCUGAAUUUCUUCAAAAAAGCACUGAAUUAACUUGUACAUCUAAUAGUUAAUAUUAUCUUUAAUAAUAUUUAUAGUAAUAUGUGAGUAAUGUUUAUAAUACUAAUAGAAAUGUGCAUGCAUAAUAAUCUAAUGAGACAUAACAUUAUACGUGUGUAUGUGUGUGUGUGUGUACACGCGUGCGUAAAAUAUAUCAAUUUAAAUUGUGUAUAUCUUAUUUGAAUUUGAUAAUAGAAAUAACUGAAGUUAUUAUUAAUAUUAUUAAGUCAUAUUGAACUUUAACAUAUAUAUACUGAUUUUUAAUGGGUACGAUAAAUUCAUUUGACAGUGUAGGAAGAAUUGUAAAAAAAGAUUAAAUAUAACGAUGCUCGUUGGAAA